Pyrus x bretschneideri (Chinese white pear) is the source of this 661-nucleotide messenger RNA. RefSeq lists its product as uncharacterized. Lineage: Eukaryota; Viridiplantae; Streptophyta; Magnoliopsida; Rosales; Rosaceae. The record is from RefSeq and is a predicted model, not a curated record. The transcript has 4 exons. The coding region runs from base 141 to 650 and encodes 169 amino acids.
UACGCAUAUAGAAACGACUAGAGAUGUUUUAUAUUCUCAAACACCUAGUCCAAGUCCUCGUUUCGACCAUCCGGUUUCUGCGUUUGUGAGGUAACUAGUUAACGUUUCUGUGUGGCAGUCGAGACUCCUCAGUUGCGGGCAUGGAUAUUCCAGUCUCGAAACGGAGGAGGAAGUUUUACAGCAAAUUUAUCGCAGCUGCCGGCCUAAUCACCCUCUGCAUUGUCAUGUUCAAGCAGUCACAUGAUUCUAGCAGUCUCAACAAGUUCUCUUAUCAUGAAGCAGGGAUCACUCAUGUCUUGGUCACAGGAGGAGCUGGCUACAUAGGCUCUCAUGCUGCACUUAGGCUCUUGAAGGACUCAUACCGAGUAACGAUAGUGCCGAUGACGGAGUUACACGUAUCGUCGCAUGACAAUGGCAACUUGGACCGUGACUUAAUGAGAGAUAAGGGAAUGCAUAUGGGGCUCCAUGGUGAGAUUGCUCAGCACGCAAUCGUUUCAGAAGAGGAUAUGUGCCUAGGAUUUGGAGAAAAUAUACGAGAUGGUUGUUUUUGGUUGUAUUGCUAUUAUUUUUGCCAAGAGUUUCUUCUAGGAAAGUGCUAUUUUCUUUCCUUUUUUGUAGAAAAUUUCUCAUUUAUGAAACGUGCAAGAUGAGAAUUCAGAGA